AUGUCUUCCUACUCUUCUUCCAAUUCCGAGGCCGCCAUUCUUCCCGAACAUCGUAGGGAGGAAACUUCAACUGACAUCUCGAGCUCAGGAUCUACAGAACAUUCUUCGAACGCUUCUCUGGUUCGCAAGAAUUCUCGGGUCGUCGAGGUCGGCUCCGGUAGCCGAGUUCCGAUUCGGGCUCCAGAACGGAUGGAUCAAAAUCUCCGCGAGCCCGAGGGCCAAGUUCCCACUAACUUGGUCCUGGGACGAGAACCCGACGUGAAGACGGACGAGGAUGCUCCACCGUGCGAGGUCGGGGAUGGAGGGGCGCCGGACCCAAACGACGAUGACAUGAUGCCGAUCAUGGAUCGGCCGUGUAUAUGCGCACCGGUGAAAUCCACCUUGUCGUCUCCCGAGACGGUUCGGGCUGCUAUGCUGAUCGGCGGAGCCCCUCCUGGGAUUAUCAUCCAAGUUUCCGAACCGGAAGAGCGCCCUUGGGAUGCACCCGAGGACUUCGUUUGCGUCUACGAAGCUUAUUUCCACGAGAUCGGAUUGAAAUUCCCCUUGCCCCGUUUGCUGUUCGCCUACUGCAAUCGUCGCGGCUGCGCGAUAUCGCAACUUCAGCCAGCGUCGAUAGUGAAUUUUGUCGGGAUUCUCCAGCUCGGGCGUGAUAUUCAGGCUCACAUCAACGUGUCUCAGUUCGAGGAACUCUUUAUUAUGAAGGUUUCGUCGGCAAAAAGUUGGUUUCUGUCGGUGAAUUGCAACCCGAAGUUCGACCUGGUUACUGGGAACAAGGCUAGCAAAUUUCUGAAUUGGGACCAAAGCUACUUCUUUGUUCGCGUUGAUUCGUUGUCUGCUGAGAAUGCGGAGAGCACGUUCCGGACUGGCUGGAGUGUCGACUUUGAUCGCCACGUUCCAGGAUUCAUUCAACGAUCCCUUACAUCCGACCUAGCGAAGCAGCUCAGUCUUGCCGGACAGCGCCGUUGGCCCCUUGCUUACCGGGAGAAGAUUGACCGUCGGAUAAAGAGAGCUCAGGACAGAGCUAAAACCAAGACUGAACCCAGCUCGUCGAGGCCGGUUCCGAAGAGGAAGAAAUCAAGGAAAAACAGCAAAUCGAGUCGGAGGAGGAUGGCGUUCGACAGGUCGGACAUCCCAAUGAUGGACUUUGGGGCUGAUGAGGAAGAGGACAACGCCCCGAUCGACGUCGUCGGUCUCGAUGGGAACGAGGCCGACGAUGGCGUUGAAACCGCUGGCGGGGACGAGGUCGACAAUGUCUCGGUUGGCCCAGUUGAUCCUUUGAUCUCGGUUGUAGAACCGGAGGGCGACGUGGCGGGAACUAGCGUUCCUGAGGUGAUUCAUCAGCCUCAAAUGGAGGAAGGUGAAAUUGGUGAGCAGGACGAGGAUGAGCUUACCAUCGCCGACCGCGCCCGGAGGAAGAAGGGCAAGUCCUCGAAGAAAUCAUCUCGGAAGAGGGGUGGUGAUCCCGAGACGGCUGCGAGUGAGGGAACUCUGGUCAUUCAUGGAGGGGACAUCGGCGGGUCGCCUACUGCUUCUCAGAUUCCCCCAGCAGAUCCGGUAGCUGAGACCGGGAAUCCGAGAUCGUCCAAGAGGCGUUGGACCUCUGACUCGUCCUCCUUUUCAGUCCGAAUCAAUUACAACAAGGACCGAUCCUUCUUUGGCGACUCAACUGCCUGCGCCGAGCUCUUCAGGCAGAUCGUCCCGGCCUCGUCUCCAAUGCCUGAGACUAAGGACCUCUUCCGCCCUAAGUCUUAUGCUCGGGUCACGAAAUCCGCCUCCGCUGUAAUAUCUGACUUUGAUUCCUAUUUUCAACUCGUCUGCGAUACCAACGAGCUCGUCCGCGAGUACGACUCUGAGGUCGAGAGGCUGAGGAAGAUUAACGCCGAGAUCGCUGCCGAGAGGGCGUCUUUGGAAGCGUCGUACCGGGAUGAAAAGGAAAGGUACGAGGCUACUGUGCUAGCCUUCACCGAAAAAGAGAAGGAGAACGCUGCCUUGAAGGAGCAGGUCGGGGCUCUGGAGAAGCAGACUGCCGAGCUGGAGGGGGAUAUGGACGCUCUGUCCAAGUCGUUCAAGGCGAGCGAGCUCGAGAGGCAGAAGUAUCGAGACGCCGAGUCAAAGGGCCGGAAGAUGAUGGCCGCGCUCAGAGGCAAGUGCGAGGGAAAGCUUGCCAAGAUGAAGGACUUCAUGGACAAGUCUGAGCUUCGGAAGGCGCCGUUCCUCAAGCUCAAUCAGGCGACUGCUCUGGUCGGCUUCUGCGACUUCCUUAGGAGGGAGCAUAACAUGAUCGUCCCGUCUCACAUCGUGGAGACGUAUGCGCGUAGGGUCAAGAACUGCACGAAGGAGGUCGAUGCCGUCCCUCUUCCGCGGUUCGAGAACGAAGACUUCCUCCUCCCGAGUGACGACGAUCUUAUCCCUAGGAUUGUGCUUCCGCCGGGGACGCAGGUUCCGGAAGGCUUGGAUCAGUUUGGCUCGAACUCCAGGUCCAUCUCGGCUGAUCGGGCAGCGAGUCUCAAGAGUCCGGCGUCCGUCGCUCGCCAAUGA
Messenger RNA from Eutrema salsugineum, 2538 nucleotides. Its product is annotated as meiosis-specific protein ASY2-like. NCBI's taxonomy places the organism in Eukaryota, Viridiplantae, Streptophyta, Magnoliopsida, Brassicales, Brassicaceae. The transcript has 4 exons. Bases 1 to 2538 code for a protein of 845 amino acids. The record is from RefSeq and is a predicted model, not a curated record.